CCCAAAGCCAAGUUGUGAUUUCUAAUCAAUAAUCGUUGAGGCGUUAAAAUUCCGUCGAGUUUAGUGAUUGUGCAGUGAUAAUGUGAUAAUGAUAUGAAACUAGUUCUGAUUGAGCAUAAUUUGAACAGGGUUUUAAAGAAUGUGCAUAAUUUUGUGUUAAGGUUCCUUUAAAAGAGACACACAUAAUGAAUUCAUUUGGAGUCAGCUGUGUGUUGUUUAUGUGUUUCCUAACCUCACUUUCGUCAGGGGAAAAUAUCUCGUACUUUAAAGAACGACAAAAUGCUAAAGAAAUAUUGCUGUCUUAUAAAAGUUUAAAAAGCCCAAUUGGUGAUGGAGAAAUUGUUGAAGAGAUACAUGAAUUACAAGCAAACAUGGACUACUACAUCCACGCAGAAUAUAUCCCGGACUGGGCUCAAUUCAUUGUUGUGCAAACUCAUGUGUAUCUUCACAACGUUACGCUUAGCUACACCAUAAAGAAGGUAGAGGGCAAAUAUGUGACUGGACAAAACAUUGGGCUUAUGCAAAACGUUACUUCGGCUGAAACUGCUCAACUGUUUCUACUGAAUGAGAAUCCGUUCAAUGUCACAGCUUUGUUGACUAUUGUGGCAUACACUAAAAAUGCCCCAGUGCCUGGAGGCUGCAACAUAGAAGCAUCAGUGCCAGUAGCCCCAUGGCUAGGGGUGGGGGUGACAGGCCCCACUGUGGUAGUCACUAGUGCCCCAGCACAGGCACCUGCUGUCCUAGGUACCCCCGGCAUCUGUGACCCCGUACUGCACUACCAGACGUACCACUUGUACCUACCAGAGAAGGACUUCACCUCCGACACGUACUUUCAGUUCAUCAGCAAAAUGCUCACCGUCAAGAGAAUUACUGACAAUGCACGGAAGGUACCUGACCUUGGAUUCAACCCACUAAAGCAUGUGUUCAGUGCGUACCAUGGCACAGGCUCUGUGUUUGCUGUAGUAGUGUCCUCUUCCUCUGCCCAGUACGCUGUGUAUGUUCCUGCUCUCAGCUAUACCUGCAGUCCGUCACGCUAUACUGACACCUGCCAAGUUCUAACAUCGACAUUCUCACGAGCGCUGUGUGCGUUGGUUUUGUUCAUCGGUCUGUUUGUUUGUUUCUACGGUCACUCCUUCUUCCAAACGGAGCUGUUCUUGUUCAGCACCCUUGUAGGAAGUAUGAUCACCUAUGUCAUCGUAGCACCCCACGGCUUGUCCGAUGCAGCCAACAUAGGGAUAGCCACUGUGGGAGGAGUGACGUUGGCCGGUAUGUGGUUGUUGUUGUGGUGGGUGUUUGGCUCCCCGUUGCUGUCUGUUGUUAUGGCCCUGUCUACACUAGGCUACCUGGUUGCUUCCGUUGUCAUAUACUUUCCAAUAGUGAACCAAGCGUAUCUGGUACAUGAUAUGGACUACUGGAUGUGUUUCACAUGCCUGGUGAUAUUGGUUGGGUUGAUGUUUGCUCGACACCCAGACAUAGUCAACAUCGUGGCAUGUGCAGUGGUUGGCUCGUACGCUGCCAUAGUCCCCAUAGACCACUAUGUGGGUGGCAAUCUCAAGUAUAUCUUCAUCAACACCAUGCGACGAGCCACAGUCCCCGGCUUCGGGGAGGCCAUCAUUGACCCUCCGUUCCAGAUGAAGGACUUGAUCCUAGCCGCAGUGUGGGUAGUUCUAGCAGUCACAGGAUUGGUGAAGCAAUCUCAGAGGUUCUCAGGAGACAGACCGGCCUUCCCCCCGUCCUCCCACCCGUGGGGUACGCCUCUCCCUCCCUCUACGCCACGGACCAGUGCCGAGCGUAAGCCUCUACUGGCCUCGCCUGGCAGUGACAGCGUCUUCUCAUAACCUUCUGUAUCUCUAUUUAUCUCUGUAUGUAUGUUGCCAACUUUCUCCCAGUUGUUCUUGGGUUAACGUACAGUUUAUUGAUUUUUUUCUUAGGCACUAAGGGGAUUCAUUACUGAAAAUCAUUCAAAAUAUUUGUUGUUUGAAAAGAUGUUUGUUCAUCAAGAUGUUCUUUUCUUGAGAAUCUAUAAAAUUCCAUUAUUUAUUAUUGUCAUUAUUUUAAAAUUAAAAAAACAUAGUGCAGAGUACUGCUGCAUGGUUGCCUGCUGGCCACAGAGAAGUAAGCUACAGAGGAAUCUUGCAUAUGGGACGACCGUAUCCGGUAUGUUGUGCCAGAAAUAUACUGGUAAAGAGCAAGGAAGAACCUGAUCAGCGAACACUUAGGGAAAAUUCCUAUGGCGUAGGGUCUUCCUCCUCCGUGAGCGUUGUAGUACAUGAGGGCAAGGAGGGCGGUGUUUGACUUUGCCCUAGACACCAGUGACUAGUGCUAGACACCAUUAAAUGUUUUCUGUGUACCUAACUUCUCUGUGCUUUGGCACAACCUGGAAAUUAAGUGCUUGGAAAUUAAGGUAUAAAUUUACUAAAACAAAUUAGAGAAUUAUUAAAUGGUAAAAUAUGUUAAUUACUACUUCUUAUCUUAUUGUUACAAUAAUUCUAUAUUACUACCUAAAUUUGUUAUUGAGUUUUUGGCUUAUAAAAUCAGACCUAAAUUAUAAAUAUUGGGCUAGUAAAGCUUGGACUGUAUAAAUUGUUGGUAACACUUAGUUUUUUAUUUAUUUAUUCAUAUAAAAACAAUUUUUAGUUUUUUGUACACUUAUUAUUUUCAGUUGUGAAUCCCCUUAAAAAUCAGCCCUUCAACCCAUCUUAUUCCAACUUAUAUUUUUAAAGGUUUCCCUUGAUAAACAUUUGCUAAUCUGAUUUUUAAAUAUUUUUUAUAUCGGGGGCACAUUGUUGAAAUGCACAACUUUCAAUUUUCCAAAACAUUAAUUAUGCUUACCUUAUCUGUAAACUGAAAUUAGAAAAACUACCUUUGGAAACUACCAUAAUGGUUUUGAUGUCAGAUGAUUUCUACAAUGGUAUUGAAGAAGAGUAUUAAAUAAUUCUCAAAUCUCCGUUCUAAGUCUUUGGUGUCAUAUGUUUAGAUAUAAGGGAGAAAGUUUUAUCAUAAUGUAUUUUAGUGAUAUAAACAUAAGAGAUAUUCUAUUUUGACUACAUUCACUGUUCUGUUAGAUACAGUAUUGUCAAGGUAAGUUUUGUCACAUGUUUUACCACCAGACAUUUGCUUUUAAAUGUCGAGUGAUUUUGUCAUCAUUUGUGUUGGUUUUCACUGAAAGUCGUGCAUGAAACAAAUAUUGAGCUAUGCUAUAAACGGUUUAAUUUAACAAACCAAAUAGUAAAAUGUUUUUAUGUUUAUCAAUAAAAUCACUAAUCAUUUAAAGAUCUUAAUUUGUAUAAAUUAUAUUCUGAAAUAAAAAUUGUAUAAUGGCUUCAAGCCUAUGGUUUGGAUUUAGGUGGUUAUAUUUCACCUUCAUUGUAGGCCUAAUAAUGAUAUUAAGAAUGCUUAUUGAAUGAAUCUGUGAUAAACGAAAGAAAGUAGUUUAGAACUAUAAAUAUUAGACUGACUACUUUACGUUUAUUUUUGUUUCAAUUUAGAAACAUUCCAGUUCAGUCAGCUUUGUAUUUGUAAGAUUUAAAUAGCACAGUUAUUUGUAACAUUACUCAAUAUAAAAUUUGUCAUAUUGUUACUUAUUAAUCUUGCGUAAGUGUAUUAUUAGUUAUAUAAAUAUUUAUAGGUUAUAGUUAUUCUUAAAUGUUUUGCAUGAUUAACAGUGUAAAAAUGUAUUCUGAUCAUAUAUAGCAUAUAUGUACAGUACUGAGAUAUACAGUAAUAUAAUACGUUUUUGUAUGUGUUAAAGUGAAUUGCACAAAGCAGUUAUCAUUAGUUAAUCAAUUUAUCUCGGAAUAGGGCUGCCAUAUUAAGUAGAGUGAAAGCAAUUAUAAACUUAGAGGAUUCACAUGAUAUCUAAUUUUAUUUUAUAAGUUACAUCUUGUUGUUAAAAUUACCAUUGUGAUUUGUCUCACUAAAGAAAAAUUAUACCUGUUAUAAUUGUUUAUUUUAUUUAGUGUUUUUUUACAUUUUCAAGUUUUACGUUAAACAUUUAGAGGAGCUUAAAGAUGUUAUAGUAGGGCUUUUUUCAGAAUUUGGUAUUUAUUUAUGUCCUAGGAUCCUUUUCUUAGAGUCCCAGGAUUAAUAGACACAAGAAAACUAACACUGAUGUAUUUUAUCCUAAUAUUGGACUUCUAAAGAGAAUCUAUCUUUUUCAAAGGUUGGGUAUUUUUUCUCUUCAACCUAUUUACUGAAGAGGUUUCAUACAGAUGAAAUAUCAGUGUUUUAUUUAUUUUGUGACUUUUUGCUGUAAAUCUAUUACUACCUGGACUCUAAAUCUUCUCAGAUAACCUAGCCAAACUCUAUCCCUUUUCAAUAAAUUUCCUCUUCAAGCAGUAAUCUAUGGCAACCCUCUCAGUAAAUGAUUACAGAACACAUAAAUAAUAGUCAAUUGUAUCACUUGAUGGUGUUUCACUAUGAUAUUAGUGUGUUAUGCUGUGUAAUGUAUGUUUUAUCUCAGUAAACUGAUGUAUUCGUGUUUAA
Macrosteles quadrilineatus (aster leafhopper) is the source of this 4485-nucleotide messenger RNA. RefSeq names its product transmembrane 7 superfamily member 3-like. Bases 186 to 1838 code for a protein of 550 amino acids. The record is from RefSeq and is a predicted model, not a curated record. The transcript has 8 exons. NCBI's taxonomy places the organism in Eukaryota, Metazoa, Arthropoda, Insecta, Hemiptera, Cicadellidae.